This is a messenger RNA of Saprolegnia parasitica CBS 223.65, 863 nucleotides long. Its product is annotated as TKL protein kinase. Lineage: Eukaryota; Oomycota; Saprolegniomycetes; Saprolegniales; Saprolegniaceae. The transcript is spliced from 3 exons. Gene Ontology annotation, biological process: protein phosphorylation. The coding region runs from base 1 to 846 and encodes 281 amino acids. Gene Ontology annotation, molecular function: protein kinase activity; ATP binding. The record is from RefSeq and is a predicted model, not a curated record.
AUGGAGGUGGUCUUCUUUGGCGACGAGGCGAGUUCGGACGACGAGACGGCGCUGGAAGUCGACGCCGACCUUGUCGUGACCAACACCAUCAUAGCCUCAGACGCGUGCUUUGUGCAGUACAAGGGUGUUUACAGCGGCAGCGACGUCGCUGUGCAGUUGGCGUACAGUACGCCUCAAGUCGACGCGCUUCGGAACGAGCUUUACAUUCGAUCGCGGCUCUCGUCGCCGUACCUCGUCAAGCUGCUGGACGUGCGCCACAACGACUCGCCGCGACCAGUUGCGAUCUUUGAGUACAUGGAUCACGGCUCGGUGCGCGACUACCUGGACAUACCAGCGAACAAGCUCACCGCGCGCUUCACGCUGGCCGUUGCAGAUGCUGUGGCCCGCGCGCUGCUGGACCUGCACCGUCAUGGCAUCCUCCACGGCGACAUCAAGGCUGCCAACGUCCUCCUCGCUUCGGACGGGGCCAUUAAGAUUGGACAUUUGGGUCUCGCACAGGUUGUGGACGAGGCGACGCCACGAGUGCUCGGCACUGGUACGCUGUGUUGGAUGGCGCCAGAGGUCUUUGAAGACACGAGCUACAGCUUUCCCGCCGACAUCUACUCGUACGGCGUGUUUCUAACGGAGCUCGACGCGCGCCACAAGCCGUACGCAGACUUGCGCCUCCAUAUGUGGGACGUCGUCGCGGGCGUACGCGGCGGAGCGCUGCGCCCGACGCUUGGGCCAGACUGCCUUCCGUGGCUGCGCGACCUUGCGACCUCCUGUUUAGCUUCGGAUCCGGAAGCGCGACCGACGGCCAAAGAUAUUGUAGCUAUCUUGCACGAGCUUGCGUUGGGGCCUCCGUAAGGGCACGAAUGGAUCUG